AUGCCCGGCCCGGCAAUUUCAGGGGACGCCGGUGUCCCGGAGGUGCAGGAGCCCUUGCAGGCUGCAUGCGAUUACGGUGAAGGGCUUGCCUCCGGCGGCUGGGGCUGCGCCCCAGACCCCGCUGCUCCUCUCGCUUCGCUCGAAUCGUUACGUGACGGUCGCGACCUCUCCUGCGAAGCAGGAGCAACCAGGGUCUGGGGCGGAGCCCCAGCCGCCGGAGGCAGCACCACACAGAAACUAACAGGGAGUCAGGCCGUUCCGGGUGCGGUGCAGCGGUUUAUUCUGUCGCUGUUGGGGUAUUUGCUGGUGAUAUAUCUGGUGUCGUUCCCGGUAUUUGCGAUUAUUCGGGUGGUGACAGGCGUGUCGAUUAAACGAUUGGGGUACUUCUCGGUAAGACAUGUGUCGUUUGCUGUCAGACCUGGUAUUCGCAUUUUUAUCGGCAAGGUCGGUUUGUCGUUUCACACGCCAACUGUGGCUCGACCGGGUUGGACCAGUUUGUUUGUGUCCAAUUUCGAGGUCGUGAUCGAUCCGAAAGUGGUGCUACAUCCGGAUUUCGACUUGUUUGAAAAGGACGUGGACGAGGAUGAACUGGCUGAUAGUGAAAAGAAGCCGGAUGUGGAUUUGACUCCAAAGUCGACUGGAGGGGAUGUUGUAGAUGGAGCUGCUGAGGGUCUUAAAACAGCAAGACCAGAUGGUUCAGAGGGAAAAGAUGGAGACCAAGAACAGAAUGGCAGCUCUGAGUCUGGAAAGGAAGGUGAUGAUGGGUCGAAGGGUGCGGACUCGGCUGCAGAUGGUAAACAGGAGGCCAAACAGGCUGAUAUUGACGACCCGUCGUGGUCGAUUAUCCCGCCAAAAACAGUCACUUUCUAUAUAGUGCGAUUCCUGCUCAAUUAUGCGCGGUUUUGCUCGCUGAAUAUCAACAGCGCCUCGGUGACGUAUACUGGACUGACUUCUCUGGUGAUUGGAAAUUUACAGCUGAAAGCUGAUCUGAGAAACACCAGUAGAUCAAAGAGUAACUUCAUUGGUACGUUGGAUAACACCAUGCUCAAUGACAACGAGCUGCCUGCUCACUGUAAAAUCCUGGUUGAGGACUUCUAUGUCACCAGUUUGUUACAUCCGACUGAGGAGUCGCGUGAGAUUAUCGAGUCUUUGGUGGUUGAUAUUGAUGGUAUUCUCGGCAGAAACGAUCUUUCUCUUAAGGAGCUGUCUUUUGGCUUUAAACUCGGUAAAACAACGCUGAUGAUUGACAAAGUGGCUAUGAUUCUGGCUGAGGUCAAGCGUAUUCGUCAACAAUGUACAAGAGAUUUGUUGAAACAGCGACGAGCUUCUUCACCUGGUUUACAUGCCCAGGGUGAUGAAACCUCGCCUAGAUCUCGUGCUGGUAGUCGUGUAGACAGCGGUGAUGGCAUUGGAGACUCACCACCUCCAAUAUCGCCAUCACCCUCACCACCUUUACCGGAGAAACAGCAGGUCGAUUCCCAGGGUAUUCUUAGCGAUGCCGAUAUCCGCAAUCUGACCAAGAUCGGAACCAUGUUGAUAAGAGUGGUCAAAGAAGUGGAAUUCAAAGCCACCUAUGUCGGGUUGUUUGGAAUUGCCAAUAAAGUGGAUGAGGAAAAGGAUUCUCGAUUAGGACUAGCUGUUACAGCCCGGGAUUUCUCGCUCGAUUUGAGAAGGCUUAAUCCUGAUUCGCCAGGGUUUAAACUGCUGUUCUCUCCAAGUGACAGUGCCCAUCAAGCAGUAAUGACUAUUUCAUCUAUUACUUGUGGUGUUGAUUACGGCACUUCUCAAGAAGAGUUCUUGUAUGCUCCAUUGGUGACCCUUGUGUCGAAAACGAACAUCUUUUCAAGAACAUUACGAAUCGUUCAAGACAUUGAUUUGCAGUAUAAUGAGAACAUUCUCCGUGCAAAUAUCAACAUUUCAGAUCCUACUGUUAACCUAGGUACUGAACAUGUCCCCAUGUUACUACGGGCCCUGGCUGGAUCGUCUAAGAACUCGUCCAAAUCUCAAAAGAGAAUGUCUGUUCAUAGAUCGUCUUUCCAGAGAUUGUAUCCGAGAGCUCUUAUCAAGUUCACUAUUAAUGAACCAGCAGCAAGAAUCGUGCUUGAUUCAAAGAACAAGUCUGAUAACCCAGGAAUGGUUAUAUCGAGCGCAUCCAAGGUAUAUUGCGAUUUCGAGUCCAGUCACUCCAAAGACUACGACAGUUCGAAUUACAAUGUCAAUGCAUCGUUACAAGUGUCAUCAUUUGCAACCUGGUACAGGUCUCCAGAGGGAGAGCGUCACGAUAUUAUGCUUUCAGAAAGUAUCUUCUUCAAGGUCAUGGCUACUACUCUGCCAUGUCUGUCGGUUGUAUCCACUGCUAAGCUGAGUAAUGCGCAUAUUCUUCUCACUAAGUAUGAGAUCAUUGAUAACUUACGAGAAGUGGCUAUUCACUUUAAAAAGGGAGAGCAAGAAAUGGGUAAACAGCAGCAGAACAAUGCAAAUGGCGGGUUUAUUAACGCCAGCUCCACUAAGAAGAAGAAAAAGUCACAUCCAUCGAAUAUUCUGGCCGACUUGCCUCCCUGGUGUUCCCGUAUCAAAUUUGAAGUUGCUGAUACUGCAGUCACGGUCGCAUCUGAAAAGGUUCGUCGCGAUAAUGAGGCUCUUCGUGGUUUGACUAUCAAGAUGGCCAACUCUAUUGUUGAAUAUCGAGGUCCUGCUCCUCAUACUCACCCAGAGUAUCCUCCUCGAACCAAUUCUAUCACUGGCAACACUGAUAGAACUAGUCCAUCAUCGUCAACUUCAUCCUUGCUACAGCCUGAUAAGCGACGUUUGUCUCUUGUUAUGGAUGGUAUUGAGGGCUAUAAAAUCGUCGAACCUUACGGCAUGGAACAAUCUGAAAGUACUAGAUUCCUGUCCAUUCCGACUGUGGCUGUGGCACUUGCUUCUGUCACCAAUCGAACUAGUCACCAUAAUCAUGACCACACUUCUCAGUUGCAGUUAAAUGUUGUCAUGAGACAAGCAGUGAUAUCUUAUGACAUCAAUCUCCAUUUUCUGGGAUUGGUACUGCGUGAUUUGGUGCACCAUGUAUUUGCUAUCCAACACAAGGAUAAGCCUGCACCAGCAGCAACUCCUGUGGCAACCACCAAAGAAAUUAAGAAGCCAAAAAUACUCGAUUUUGUGUCGAUACAUUUCCGAUCUGAAAACACCCGUAUCAAGGUCAAGCUUGUCAAUGAUAUCCGCACCAUGCUGGAACUUAACAGUGUUGAACUUAUUGCCAAGCCUCACUCGAAUCCGACAAUAACUGCCAAUCUUAUUCGUCUAUACGCUAUUCAUCCGCAUGUCCGAGAUGCUUGGUGCAUUGUUAUGUCACUUCGAGGCACAAAUGGUUAUUACGACCUGGAUGCUGUUGGUGAAGAACAGGACAAGGUAAUCCUGAACUUCGAUGCUAUGAGAAUGAACAUGCCUUAUCAAUUCAUUUACUACCAUAUUUUCGAUAAUAUUAUCAGUUUGGUCAAGGCUAUUCAGAAUCUUCACAAGCAAUUCGAGACAAAGAAUUAUUACCUCGUUAUCAAACCAAAGGAGAGAGAUCACAUUCCAAACAUUCCUAGGGUGCGCGUAAGAAGUCCUGCCUUUAUUAUUAGUCUUGAAGAUGAUCACUUUGAGUCAGAGUUAGGAAUGAUAUUCCAACUUGGUCUUCUUGAACAAAAGGUCAGAAUGAGCAAACAGGUUGCAUUUGAUGAGAAGAUGCAGGUUGUUUGUAAUUCUGAUCUGUAUAAAAAGAAAAAUGGCAUUGACAAAAAGGCAAAGGCCGAUGCGAAUACCGACAAGAAAGAAGAGGUUGCGAUUCCCGACGAGGUUCCAACUGUUGAUGACGGUAAUGAUACUGCCAGAGAUGAGUCUGAACUGGAUCUGAACAGUAAUAUGAAUAGUGGUAUUAACACCCCUAUCCAUACGAAUGGUACUGCUGCCAAUGGCCAUUCGCGUACAGAUAGCUUUGAUUUCAAUCCUAAAAGACCAAAGAAACACCACACCCAUCUUGGUGCUAUUGGCGGUGCGAUUGGUGGUAAUAUUGGGUCUGCAGUUGGAUCUGCUGCUCACAGUAACGCUAUGAAAUCUCUUCACAAUGCAUUCCACGUGCGUCCUAAUAGGCAUCGAAAAGCCAACUAUAAAUUGGCUGAAGCUACUGGUCCAUCUGCAAGUUGCUGUGUAUCAUUUGAGCAUGCCAAGCAAAAGCUCCUGGAGAACUUUUCAACUUCUUGGAUUCACUUGUAUAAUGAAGCGAGACGUAAUAGAGUCGAGACGGUGCGAAACAACAUUGAGAAAAUAUGGGGCAAAGAUAACACACCUCGUGAUACCGUUGCAAAUGAAAAAGUCAUUGACUACUCUGAUGAUCCAUUGCUGUUCCUCACAUACUUCAAAGGGAUGGAUUUGGUCAUCACUAAACCCAAGUUUGAUCGCGCUGGUUUGGCUCAGUACCUUCAUGACAUUGGAAAGGGUAUGCCUUUGGAUAGUAAAUUUUCUUUGCUUAUUCCAUUGUAUAUAGACCUGAAGCUGGGUGAAUUGAGCAUGGAGCUAAGAGACUAUCCUCUGCCUUUGCUUCACUUCCCUGAGCUGCAAGCGUCGCAAAACCCAAAAACAUCAGCUGUUAGUCUGUGUGGACAUUUCAUUACUGCUGAAGAACUCAGUAUCGAGCCGCAAAAUAUUAGACGAAUUAUGGUUCCUUUGAUCCCAACUGCUUCAAUCUAUUUGGAGGACGAGGAAAGUCAGAAGUAUGUUCUCGAGGUUAAUCGUACCGUGGCAUCUGUUAAGAUGUACACUGAUAUGAAUUUUGAAAUCAACUCGUUCAACCCCACGAGAAUCACUUGGGGCCAGUCGAUUCAACCAGCUCUGCAGACUGUAAUGAUGGGCUUUGAUUCUUUCAGUAAACCUCCUAUUGAUCAGUCACCUAAGCUAGGUUUCUGGGAUAAGAUCCGAGCUGUUUUCCACUCACGGAUUAAACUCAAGUGGAAUGGUGGUGAUGUUUAUUUGUUGCUCAAGGGAUCCAGAAGUCCUUAUGACCUGCUUAAAGGUGGUGCUGGAUUUGUAUUUGCUUGGAGAAAUCAGGUUUCGUUUUCUGUUAAUGGCGACGACGAUCCGAAGAAAUUUAUGGUGACCGAUAGUCAGGAAUUUGUUUGGGGAGUUCCCAGCUAUGUACACUGGGAAAGAGAAUAUUUCCGUGAAUUCAAGACUUUCAACAGAGGCACUCGUACCAAGACCAAUUACAGUGAGAUGAAUAAUUUCCAGAAGGUGAUUCUAAAGUUAUCAGGUCAAGUUCAAUGGAAGCUAGGAUUGUUAUUUGAACAGGAUCUGAUUGAUCCGAAUAGAAACCCAUCCGAUCCUGUACCACGGACAAAUAAAUUCAGACCCCACUAUGAUGUCAAACUCAGUUUACCGUCGUUCAUUUACGAUCUGAAUGGUUAUGAUGCUUAUAGGGGUUUCCGAAGUCAAUAUUUACACUUGGCUCUUAGCGUUUCGUCGGGUAAGUCGGCUAAGGCACCUGACGUUGUCUGUUAUAAUACAGCCCAUUUAUCGUCGAUGACUUUUAAGCACUUUAAAGAAUGGUGGGCAUUAUUCGACGGUUCGCUGUCUCUACCUAUACGGGCUGGCAAACUAUUCCAGCCUACUCAGUUGAUUAAGCCGAAAUUUGGACGUCAUGUUUCUUCUGUGCAGUAUAAGCUUGAGUUUUCUCCAUUAUUCGUUUGUCAUACGUAUCGACAUCCAAAUAGCGACAACCUUGAGAAAUGUACUCGAGACGCGGCCACUGGUCUUAAGGCUAAGAUUGAUAAUUUCACAAUGGAUUUACAUCAGCGAAGACAACCAGUAGGCUCGGCAGCUCAAAGAUGGCGAAUGAAGAUGAAUCUCGGAGAGCUCGAUUUCAAGGGAACAGAUUUGCGAGUUAUUUGUGCAGAGUUUAAGGAAAAAUCACCAGAAGUAUUGCUGAUGGAAAAGAACCGGGCAGAUGCUGCGUUGGCUAAUAACUCACCAGUAUCUUCUAUCACAGAUGACUCUGGUGGACCCUCUACAAUUCCUAGCUCGGGCGAGUUCAAUAUCUCAGAUAACGACUAUACCUGGAUUGACUUGGACGAUUUUUCAGAGAUGGGAGAGAUUAUUCCUGUUAAUAGUGCUCCUAAGGUAUCUGUUUUGCCUCUUAUGUACUCUCCUAGAUGGACCUAUUUCCGACAAACCGAUCAUAGUGACGAGAAAAUCGGUGUCACGAGCGAUGGCAAGUCCUAUUAUAAGUUCGGUGACACUAUGGCUCAUGAUUGUUUGAUUGGAAAGAAACAUCCAGAGGUCACGCAGGCCAAAUUGUUGAAGGCUAGACUAGACGAAAUUACUGAACAGUUGAAGACUAAUGAUGCUACUCUGGAUUCGCUACAGCGAGAUCUAGAACGAUUCCCUAACGAAACAAAGAUUAUUGCACGAAUUAAAAAGAUCUCAGAAGGAAUUGAAAAUCUCAAUAAGCGUCGUGCAGCAAUUAAAAAAGGUUUGGAAGGGUUUGACAUAUUUGAAGAUACUGGCAAAGACACACAUUCAUUGCGAUCAACCGCAUCAGAUGGUUCGUUUUUCGGACUGAACGAAAUCGCUGAUGUCAAGAGCACCAAUGUGUUCAGUAAUCGGUUUAUUAUUCAUAAUGUCCUGUUUAUUUGGAACAAUGCUAAUAGAAAUGCGGUUUAUAGAUAUGUUCACCGACUUGAAAUUAGACGACAAAUGUCAUACUAUGUGACCCGUCGCGCAGUUAAAUAUGUCGAGGAGUUGAUUGAAAGCCAAAGUGACAAGGGAGAUUUCUCAAUUCGCAAGGAAGAUGUCGAAAAGAUAUUGGAGGAGGCUUUAGGUGGUGGCCAAAAUUCGUCAGAGCAUCAUCAUGGCUUGGAUGGGGAUUCCAAAUCAAGCACAAGCCAAGACAGAAUGGAAUCGUUUAAUGAAGACCUCCAUCAUACUGCUAAAGGACUCGAUGCCACUGACACCUACUUGGUAAGACUUAUUUCACCUCAAAUUCAACUUGUUAGCGAACAGAACCCUGACCAAUGUUUGUUGAUUGCCUCGAGGAAUCUUGAGUUGAAAGUCCUCACUAUCGAAGAUACAAUGGCUGAUGAAGAUGACGAUAUGGCUCGUACGGUUGAAACUCGUUACGGUUGUAUGUUUGAUGACGCAUUAUUCUUUGUCCUGAAUAAGGAAGAAGUGUUGAGACGAUCGAUGUUCACAUUCGGCGGUACGAAUUAUGGUAGUAAGGAGAAUAAUCCAAUGUGGCCUCCUUGGUUGUCGGUUGAAUGUUGUUUUGACAGUAGGCCUCUUGAAGAUGCUUUAGUUGUCGAGCGUACGUCUGUGGCUAUUAGAUAUGAUAAACCCAAUUCGUUGUAUGUCCAGCGCUCUAGUUCAACGCCAUCUUCCAUGGAAGACUCCACGAAUAUUGAAACUUCAUUCUGUUCCAAGUACGUCCGAUCAGAAAAGAAUCGGGCCAACCGCAUAGCAGUUGAUUUCCCUCGGGUAAUUGCUAAAUGCGAUAGCGACCAGUACUUUGCAGUGUAUAGUAUUGUUGUAGAUCUAUUGGUUUAUUCAGAGCCAGUCGCCAAACAAACUACUGAACGACUAGAGCGAAUGAUGUUGACGACAGAUUUCAGAGACAUGAGCAAGGCUGCAGAACGGUUGACUCUGUUACAGAAAGAUAUAUACCGGUUAUACGAUUUGCGAGAAGAGUUCUAUAUUCGCCAUGAUGAACUGGAUGAAAAUGGUUUGUACGAUUUGCUCACUGUCGAAGUGGAAUUGAGAAAGGUGUUUAUGGAGCUAGUAGUUAUCAUGCAAGCGAUCAAGAGUGGUCUUCAAAAGCACCGCAAGAACGAUAAUCAAUACUUGAAAUGGGCGGUAGCUUCGGACGAGAUUAUUUGGCAUGCACUUGGCAAAAACCGAGAACCAUUUUUGGAUAUUGGUCUGGCAGAUGCUUCGUUCAAUAGAAUUGAAGGUUCUGACGGAUUUAAUUCAAAUACGGUUGAAGUGGGUAUGAUGCAGGGUUUCCACUUGUCUCAAAACUCACUCUACCCUGAAGUAUUUGCUCCUUUUAACAGUCCUAAAGAUGGAGCCAUACAGGAUCAGAAUGAGAAGCUAAUUUCUGUGAAAUGGACUAUGUUGGAUCCCAUUGGUGGUAUACCAAUUAUGGAGCUAUUCCAAGUAAGAUUGCAACCACUGAAAUUGCAACUCGAACAUCAGACUGGCAAGGAAAUCUUUUCAUAUGUGUUCCCGUCUAAUCGGUCUGAUAGUCCCUUCAUUGUACCCCAAAUUAAGGUUAAGGAGUCGUCUUCGAACUCGACAAUCGGAUCACUUGUCAAGCGAUCUACCGGAUUGAAUAAUAGCAAGACUAGUAGUACUUUGGUUGACAACGAUGAUACUGAUUCGCACAGUACCGCUUCUGAGAUGGAUUCUUUGAAAGAUAUACAUUACAAGAACCAUAAUCAUAGACAGUACUUGGCGAAGGACCAUGAGUCAGUACGGUCAAUGUCCACAACUGUCAGUGGUAGUACGUCUAUCCUUAAUAGCGGUGUACCUAGUGUGAGAAACACUCGAACGUCGUUUACAAGCAGUCACUCUGGCCGGCAGGGUUUAUUCAAGCAUGAUAACUCUUCUAAUACCGAUCAAAGCAUUGAAUCGGGUCAUACUGAUAGCAGUAAGAAGAAGAAGGAUAAGAAGGAAGUGGAACUGAAUGAUGUGUCUACAAUGAUAAAACGAGCAUCCAAUUACAUGAGUAUUGUUGAUAUUGAUAUUGCCAGUACAGUUCUCUGUGUCUCAUACAAGGCAAGUAUAGUUGUAUUUUUUUCUUUUGAGAGUUUAUUUGAUUGUGCGAAUACUAACUAUUUUAGGGUGCUGGAGCUCGAAACUUAA
This is a messenger RNA of Sugiyamaella lignohabitans, 8889 nucleotides long. RefSeq lists its product as uncharacterized. NCBI's taxonomy places the organism in Eukaryota, Fungi, Ascomycota, Dipodascomycetes, Dipodascales, Trichomonascaceae. The record is from RefSeq and is a predicted model, not a curated record. The transcript has 2 exons. The coding region runs from base 1 to 8889 and encodes 2962 amino acids.